Molecule: messenger RNA, 540 nt
Organism: Colletotrichum abscissum
Lineage: Eukaryota; Fungi; Ascomycota; Sordariomycetes; Glomerellales; Glomerellaceae
Exons: 2
Coding region: 1-540 (179 amino acids)
Source: RefSeq, a predicted model, not a curated record
AUGGCGUUCGGAAUUCCUUCAAUCAUGACAACCCUUGCUCCCUACCAUAUCAUCUCUUACGGGACACUACUCGGCACGUCACUGUUUCAGACGUUUAUCAACACCAAAAUCUGCUAUCUCGAACUUCCCAAGUCCGCAUUCACUACAUUACAGAAGCGCCUGUUUCCGAUAUACUUCCGAUGCCAGGCACUUCUCCUUGUCUUGACAGUCCUCACGUUCCCCCCUCAUGGCCUAACAUCCUUGUUCAAGGUGAAGAGCAACUGGAUCCCGCUCAUGGUUGCGGGGGUAGCAUCCUUGGCGAACCUGCUCGUCUACGGGCCGAGGUCUAGACAGGCGAUGAUUGAUCGCACGCAUCAAGAAACACGCGAUGCGAGACGUCCUGGGGAUGUCGAUGAACCGAGUCCAGACAUGCUUGCUGUAAGAAGACGGUUUUCAAGAAACCACGCAAUGAGCAUUCACCUCAACCUCGUCGCGGUCAUCGCGAUGUUGUGGUACGGUUUCAGCCUGGCAUCUCGCAUCCACAUUGAAGUAGAUUCAUAA